Messenger RNA from Zychaea mexicana, 1464 nucleotides. Its product is annotated as Metallo-dependent phosphatase-like protein. Bases 1 to 1464 code for a protein of 487 amino acids. The transcript is spliced from 4 exons. Gene Ontology annotation, molecular function: protein serine/threonine phosphatase activity. Gene Ontology annotation, cellular component: cytoplasm; nucleus. NCBI's taxonomy places the organism in Eukaryota, Fungi, Mucoromycota, Mucoromycetes, Mucorales, Lichtheimiaceae. The record is from RefSeq and is a predicted model, not a curated record.
AUGCCACCGCCUGCUCGUCCCCCGCCUUCUGAGGAUAACGAAUACAGCGUCAACACUACCCAAUCGGUCAAUUCCAUUCUCCUCAAUUCCCAACAUCGCCAAUCAUUGCCUGUAGGAGGAGGAGGAGGAGGAGUAGGAGGCAAUCGUUCAUCAUCAUCAUCGGGUGGAGCCACGUCGGCACUCGCUCAACUCAAUCCGAAUUUCCCUAAUCGUGACAAUAAACAACAACAACAACAACAACAACAAGAGGAACCACAAGACGAUGACGAGCAAGAUACCAUUCAGGCACAACAACAAGAUCCUUUCGGUGGAAAAGUAGCUCAUCCACAACAACACAAACUGCUCGCCGCUUCUGACUUUUGGCCACCUCAAGGUGCUGGAGGCAGUACUAGUCACCGACAGUCGCUCGGUGAAGGCGACCUGAGCAAUAACAAUCAACUGACCGUCGGUUCGAUCAACCAGUUGACAGUCAACUCGGUCGCUAGCUACAAUACAGCCUCCGUCACGCCUGCCGAAUUAGAUGAUUACAUUGAACGGCUUUUGAACGCUGGCUAUUCAAAAAUUACCAAGCAACUUUGUCUCAAGAAUGCAGAGGUCGUGGCCAUUUGUCGUGCUGCAAUGGAAAUCUUCUUGAGUCAACCUUCGCUUUUGGAGUUGUCUCCUCCUGUCAAGAUUGUUGGUGAUACCCAUGGUCAAUAUACCGAUUUAAUCCGACUGUUUGAAAUGGGAGGCUUCCCACCUAGCAGUAACUAUCUGUUUUUGGGCGACUAUGUCGACCGAGGCAAGCAGUCUUUGGAAAACAUGCUGCUGCUCCUCUGUUACAAGAUCAAGUUUCCCGAAAACUUCUUUUUGCUCCGUGGUAACCAUGAAUGUGCCAAUGUCACAAAAGUUUACGGCUUCUAUGAUGAAUGCAAACGUCGCUUGAAUCCGAAAAUGUGGCGGACUUUUGUUGACACCUUCAAUACCAUGCCUAUUGCAGCCCUAGUGGCAGGCAAGAUCUUUUGCGUCCAUGGUGGAUUAUCGCCUUCGCUGCACAACAUGGACGAGGUGCGCAACAUCCAGCGACCUACCGAUGUGCCAGACUAUGGCUUAUUAAACGAUCUUUUAUGGAGCGAUCCGGCGGAUUUGACGGACGAUUGGGAAGAUAACGAACGAGGCGUGUCGUACUGUUUUGGCAAGAAGGUGAUCAAUGAGUUUCUUGCCAAGUUUGAUCUGGACUUGGUAUGCCGGGCACACAUGGUGGUAGAGGACGGCUACGAGUUCUUUAACGACCGCACAUUGGUCACGGUGUUUUCUGCACCAAACUACUGCGGCGAAUUUGACAACUUUGGCGCAGUGAUGAGUGUCAGUGAGGAGCUGCUGUGUAGCUUUGAGCUACUGACGCCUGCAGAUCAUCCACUGGCCAAGGAACGCUCAAAGAACAAAAAGACGAAUGGCACAAACGGCCAGACGAACGGACGAUGA